Molecule: messenger RNA, 1215 nt
Organism: Strongylocentrotus purpuratus (purple sea urchin)
Lineage: Eukaryota; Metazoa; Echinodermata; Echinoidea; Camarodonta; Strongylocentrotidae
Product: fibropellin-1-like
Exons: 10
Coding region: 1-1215 (404 amino acids)
Molecular function (GO): calcium ion binding
Source: RefSeq, a predicted model, not a curated record
AUGUCUACCUUUGCAGUUACAGUCAUCAAGAGUACAUCCGACCCGGACAGUGUAGGCUUCAUGGGUAUUUUCAUGCAGAUGCGACGUACAGGAACAGACCAGAUAACUGGUACUUGGUCCGUCACCGAUGAGACGAACUUCAAGACAGUAUCCUGUCAAGGUGUAAGCGACAGCGCAGUGACGCAUAGGAACAACAUCCAGAAGGUUUUCCUCAAUACUUUCACGUGGAACGCUCCCUUUGGUGAAAAUGCCGUUGUUAACGUCGUGGCUACGUACGUCGAUCAAAAGACGACAUUUUGGGUGAAAGAAAUGGGGCAAACCCUCUCGAGUAAAGCAUCCGGGCUAUGUAAUACGAACCCAUGUCAGAACGGUGGGUCAUGCCUACAAAGUGGAAAUUCCUUCACCUGCACUUGUCCAACUCCCUACACCGGAACAACCUGUCAAACAAUAACCGCACUUCCCUGCAAUUCCAAUCCCUGUCUAAAUGGUGGAACAUGCGUGAAUACAAAUCAGCAGUCUUCAUUCACGUGCUUGUGUAAUGCUGGAUACGCUGGAUUAAGAUGUGAAGUAGUACUAGCACUUCCCUGCAAUUCCAAUCCCUGUCUAAAUGGUGGAUCCUGCUUGAACACAAAUCAGCAGUCUUCAUUCACGUGCAUGUGUAAUGCUGGAUACGCUGGAUUAAGAUGUGAAGUAGUACCAGCACUUCCCUGCACUUCGAACCCCUGUGCCAAUGGUGGAACGUGUGUGGAUGUAAAUCAACAGUCUUUCGUGUGUUCGUGUCUGGCCAUAUAUACUGGAUCUAGAUGUGAAACGUUAUCAGCACUUCCCUGCAAUUCCAACCCGUGUGCCAAUGGUGGAUCCUGCUUUAAUACAAACCAGCAGUCUUUCUUCUGUGUGUGUUCGACUGGAUAUUCUGGAUCGAGAUGCGACCAAGCACCCGAUCCAUGUAGCCCUAAUCCCUGUUUGCAACAAGGAACGUGUAUUUCUCUUGGCAAUGAUUUCUUCUGUGUCUGCCCACCUCUAUCUACUGGCAAGACGUGUAAUGAAGUGGUUCUUCCCUGCGACUCGGAUCCCUGCCUAAAUGGGGGGCUUUGCCAGGGUAUUAACAUGCAACAACAGCUCGUUUGUGCUUGUCAGAUGGGCUUUUCAGGAACACUCUGCGAAAUAGGGGGUUAUGAUCAGUUAAUACCCUCACUGGAUGUUGAGAUCCACUGA